This is a messenger RNA of Vitis riparia (riverbank grape), 703 nucleotides long. RefSeq lists its product as uncharacterized. The coding region runs from base 77 to 472 and encodes 131 amino acids. The record is from RefSeq and is a predicted model, not a curated record. Lineage: Eukaryota; Viridiplantae; Streptophyta; Magnoliopsida; Vitales; Vitaceae. The transcript is spliced from 2 exons.
CCACCAAAAAAAUUUAUCAGAAAUUGAGAAGAAGAAAUUAAAGAACGCAUCCUUCGAACUGCUAAUAUAAUUCAGAAUGAGAUGCAUCUACUGUCAAUCUCUACGCCUUCCAUCACUCCCACACCUCAAAUACAAACACCAACUCAGAACACCUAGACAGCUUUGGCUCUCCAGCUUCCAACCCGCCAAUCUUAUACGGAGCCAACACGUUUCUCGGCCAUUUCCUUUGGCAACCAGGCCUAUUACCACAGUGCCUCUCGCUCUUGGUUUCAAUUCCGGUCUUGGUUUCGAUUCUCCAGCCAACACCGGUGACUUGUCGGUCUUGAUCCAGACCAGUGCGCUACUUUUCUUUGCGUACUGGCUGGCAAACUUUGUCGUGCCAGAUAUAAUCUCCAGGCAUCUCGGAUUGGAUAAGAGAGGCGAAUCCGAGGAGCCUGAUGGUAAUAAUCCCUUUGAUGACGAGAAGAGGUAAGGCUAAUAGCUAAUAGCUAGUAGCUAGUAGCCCCACCAUGCAGAGAGAUGCCAUUGUUUUGGUGAUAUGAUUUUGGUCAUGAUUUGCCCAUUUUUCUCUACAAUAUGUAAAGCAGACAUACUUGACUACUGAUUUCUGCAGCAACUUGAGAUCAAUAUUGUAGACAGUAGACACCAAAAGCUUUUUAUAUUUCUUCAUUCCUUUGGAAAUCAAACAAGAAAAUUAUUACAA